Molecule: messenger RNA, 1273 nt
Organism: Cladophialophora immunda
Lineage: Eukaryota; Fungi; Ascomycota; Eurotiomycetes; Chaetothyriales; Herpotrichiellaceae
Exons: 1
Coding region: 131-1258 (375 amino acids)
Molecular function (GO): oxidoreductase activity
Source: RefSeq, a predicted model, not a curated record
GCCUCCUCGCUUCUCUGGCCCCCUACAGUUUUCAAGACUCCCUGUUGCAGACUAAGACUUUUGUCUAAAUCAUCUCUCAAAUCUUUGACCAUUUCAUUGAAUCCCAAAGGCUCACCAGAGACGCUCCAUUAUGGCGACGUCCAGCAGCUCCAAGGUCUCGAGGCCAGGCCACUGGAUCGUUUCUGAGUUCGGUGGCCCCUCCGUGCUCAAGUGGGAACAAUUCAGCUCUCUCCCGGUCCCUACUCCAUCGACAGCACGGGUCCGAAUAUUGAUCUGUGGCAUUUCUGGAGCCGACAACAACAUGCGCGCCGGCGGUUACACCCGCAACCCACUGGCGGCGCGCCCGGGGUUUACCCCGGGAUUCGAGAUCGUGGGAGUGAUCGAGGAAUUCGGUCGUGGCACAGAGGAUCGACAUGGCUUUGAAGUUGGCGACGUUGUUGCCUCGCUCUGCGUCGUCGGAGGAUAUGGCACGCACACGAUCGUGCCCCUGGAUGAGAUGCUCAAGUUGAGAAAGGACGACGACUUGGUCGCUGCCGCAGCCCUUCCGCUGAACUACAUGACGGCGUAUGGGAUGUUGAAGAAGAGCGCCUUUCCUGUCGACGAGAAGACGGAGUCUGUGCUGGUCGGAUCCGUGGCCGGCGGUGUUGGGACCGCCGUCGUCCAGCUUAUACGGCUCCUCUAUCCCAACGUGACGACGAUCAUUGGAACUGCCUCGCCGGGGAAAUUCGCAUUUCUGGAGUCGCUGGGGGUGCGCCCUGUUGACAGAAACAUCCCACCCGAACAACUUCCCGGCGCGGUCAAGGCGGUCAAUGGCGGCCGUGGGGUCGACAUCGCCUACGAAAUGAUUGGAUCUCCCACCAGUAUGGAUGCAUUCCUCUCCGCCACCAAGGAAGGGACCGGAAGGAUGAUCGCCAUCGGAUUUCUGGGCAACAUCAAAUCCGAUGGAACCGGCUUGGAAGCAAAGGUUUUCGACCCUCUCAAGUACUGUGCCGACCGACCCGACAGGACAAGCUUCUUCAGCGUCACAAACCACUACUGGAAAGGCCAGAGGGCAGUCUUCAAGAACGACUUUGAAAACGAGCUUCUGCGGUUGGUACGAUCCAACAGCCUGGCUCCCAUUGUCAGCAAGUUGUGGAGGCUUGAGGACGCCGUGGCGAUUAACGAGAUGCUUACCACCGGAGCGGGAAUCAUGGGAAAGCAUGAGAUGGUCGUGGACGAAGGGGUUUGGGAGCAGUAUAGUGCCACAAGGUCAGAGUGAGGAUAGUAAUGUUAG